Molecule: messenger RNA, 2035 nt
Organism: Chlamydomonas reinhardtii
Lineage: Eukaryota; Viridiplantae; Chlorophyta; Chlorophyceae; Chlamydomonadales; Chlamydomonadaceae
Exons: 13
Coding region: 90-1097 (335 amino acids)
Source: RefSeq, a predicted model, not a curated record
ACGUUUUCAACCUUUAACCCCUUAACAGAGAAAUUAAUGAUAUAGCAGCGACCUUCCCCCGCCUAGCACCCUAGUUUCGCCCUAGAACUAUGGAGGACCUUGCGGCCCUUAGCAAGGAGGAGCUUCUGGUGAAAUACAAGAAGCUCAAGGACCAGGCGGACUACGAGCGCCGGCGAGCAGAUGGUCUUGCAGAGGAUCUCAGGCUCGCUCGCGAGCACAACAUUGCGGUGCAAAAGCAAAUUGAGCAAGAGGAGGAGUACAUCACCAACAAGCUGAUGAAGCGCCUGGACCAACUCAAACGGGAGAAGGCGGUGCUUGCCUCGGAGGUGGCGCAAGAGGAGGAAUUCCUGACCAACACCCUGCAGAAGCGGCUGGAUAAGCUGGCCAAGGAGAAGGUGGACCUGGAGAACAGGCUGGAGGCGGAGCAGGAGUACGUGGUCAACAAGCUGCGCAAGGCCAUUGAGCAGCUCAGUGUGGAGAAGAGCAAGCUGAUGAGCGAGAAGGUGGAGCUGGAGAACCAGCUGGAGUGCGAGCAAGAGUACAUUCUGAACCGGCUGCAGAAGCAGGUGGACAAGCUGGCAAGUGACAAGCUGUCGCUGCAGAAGGAGAAGGCGGACCUGCAGCGGACGGUGGCGGACCUGGGUGCGUCAGUGGACAAGCUCAACAAGGACAAGGUCAACCUGGAGAACAUGCUGGAGAUGGAGGAGGAGAGCAUCACCAACAAGCUGCAGCGGCGGCUGGAGGCGGUGGUGUUCAACCUGCGCCUGAUUGAGUCGAAGAUGGAGGUGAAGGGUAUCACGCUCAGAGACCUGGGCAUCACAGCGUCGGAACUCCAACACGGAGACGGGAUGCGCAUCUACAGCCGCAGCCCCUCCAGCACCAACAACUCGUUCGACCGCGUGCUCAGCGGCGGGCUAAGCGGACCCAUGAGCGGUUCCCUGGCGGCAGCUGCUGCGGCGGCCGGGCAGGCGGGGCAGCACGCGCACCCGCACGGCGCGUCACCGCCCGCGCACGCGCAGGGGCUGCUCAGCGGCAGCCGCCGUGAGCGGCCACUGAGCGCGCAGAGCAACACGCACCCUGAGCUAAUGGCCAAGUGAAGGGGGAGGGGGCAGUUUUGGGUGUGACAGCCCGUCGCCGCAACAGGCGAUCACAGGGCGCCAACGCUAGGUAUCGCAGACGCACGAUAGUAACCUUGUUUGCAAGGUUGAUUGGAAAGAGGGGGAUGCAGGAGUCGUCCGGUUGUGGGGGCUGGGUAUGUUAGACUGCUCCUUCUCAGGUUUUGUCGGUAAAUGUGCAUAUCCAUGACUCAUUAGGCUGCGUAGAGGAUGCUGUGAGAUGACUGUCUUGUUGGCGUGCACAGCUCGGCUCUGGCUGGUGGGAAGGAGGGACUGGGGGCGGAUACGCAUGCAAGCGGGUACAGCACGGAGUGCGCCGCUGCUCGCUUGGAACUUCGUUGUGGCGGGACGGGAUGCAGGCUGUGAUGGUUUCGUGGCCUAAGGAAUGCAUGUUUGGGAUUAGCCAGGCAGUUGAGACGGUUGUGGCCUCCUUUGCUUGAUGGCCCAGAUGUUGGAAGCAGGCAUUAAACCUGAACUGGCACCCAACAGAACUGCAAAGUUGUUGGGGGUCAGUUACAUCGUAACAUAUGAGUUGCGCCGUAUUCCGCAUGUGCGGCAGAUGCUUGACAAUGCAUGGCAUGAGGUGUUUGUGUUGGAUGAAGCUUGGAAUUGCGGAGGCUGCCUGCAAUACCGGUUGACGAUUUGCAGGCAGUGCCGAAAGCUGAAGGCCGGAAGGACUGCAGCUUGGGUAUGCGUGUGGCGACAAAUUGUGCGCUUGGAAGUUGGGAACUGCAUGUUGUAGCCCUCUUACACCGCCCGGGCUGGCUGCCGGUCCUAGGCGCAAUUCUAACGUAUUAUUUGUGUGGGAAUGUGGUGAGGGCGAGGGUCAACGAAGCCCCACUGUCAAAGCAAGAUGUCCCUGCGGAGCCGUAAGCCGGUGUACCAGUCCGCUGGCGAGGGCGCUGUAACAUAGUCCAUGC